This is a messenger RNA of Felis catus (domestic cat), 4343 nucleotides long. It is a transcript of the gene CCDC102A, whose product is annotated as coiled-coil domain containing 102A. The coding region runs from base 577 to 2229 and encodes 550 amino acids. The transcript is spliced from 10 exons. Gene Ontology annotation, cellular component: myosin complex. NCBI's taxonomy places the organism in Eukaryota, Metazoa, Chordata, Mammalia, Carnivora, Felidae. The record is from RefSeq and is a predicted model, not a curated record.
UGGGGUGAGGAAGGCUCUCUGGGGCCUGUGGUGGCUGGUCCCUCCCCGACCUGCUCUUUGGGGGGUAGUGACACCCUAGGGGAAGCAGGAGGCCACACACACACACAUACAAACCACACACCCUAUGGGAAGAAGGCACUGAGCCUGGUGGAGAAGGGGCAGGAAGGGCAGGGCGGCAGCAGUCUGUCUCUGUAACUGGUGACCUGAGCCUCUGUGUUGCACGACUCUGGGCGGAGAAACGGAGGCCCAAAAAGGGGCAGUGGCUUACAUGAGGUUGGUGACAGAGCUGGGCCUUUAGAACCGAUGCCUGGUGACGGUGGACAGACAAUUAACAAACAUCCAACGGACGAGAGAAAUACAGGAGGAUCGCCGGGCAGCACUGACACGCGAGCAGUCACGAACGUAAACUGCUCCACCUGACGGUCCAAGGAAGAAGCGUCCCCCACCCAGUGGCCAGGAGAGCGGUGGGGAGCAGUGGCCAUCAUGCACAGUCGUAUCGCCUCCGCCGGGCGUCCCCCGUGCCGCCCCUGAGUCCGGCCGGAGUUGGGACGCAGGGCCCGCCCGCGCGGUCGCACCAUGAGCCACGGGCCCAGCCCCCGACUGGCCGAGUCCCCGCAGCUGUCCAAGGGCAGCCUCCUGACCAUCCUGGGCAGCCCCUCGCCGGAGCGCAUGGGGCCGGCCGACUCGCUGCCGCCCACGCCGCCCAGCGGCACGCCCUCGCCGGGGCCGCCGCCCGCGCUGUCGCUGCCGCCCGCGCCCGCGCUGCUGGCCGACGGGGACUGGGAGAGCCGCGAGGAGCUGCGGCUGCGGGAGUUGGAGGAGGCGCGCGCGCGGGCGGCGCAGAUGGAGAAGACGAUGCGCUGGUGGUCCGACUGCACCGCCAACUGGCGCGAGAAGUGGAGCAAGGUGCGCGCCGAGCGCAACCGCGCGCGCGAGGAGGUGCGCCAGCUGCGCCAGCGCCUGGACGCGCUCACCAAGGAGCUGGCGGGCGCGCGGCGCGAGCGCCAGGAGGCGCAGGGCGAGUGCGAGGCUCGGGGCCGCGAGCUUGCGCGGCUGCGCGGCGCCCGGGGGAACGCCGACAGGACGCCGGACGGGCCGGAGCCCGAGCGGGAGCAGGAGCCGGUGCGCGACGUCGGGUCGGAAGUGCCCCAGGGCAGCCAGGAACUGGAGCUAGUGGAGAGCCUGCUGAAGAGCAGACCAGAGGAGCCCGAGGGCUGCUGGGAGGCACGCAGCGUGGGGGCCGGGGGCCCACGGGGCAGCUCCGGCCGCCAGGAGCGCAGCCGGCUGCCCUGGGAAGACACAGCCACCAUCGAAGAGGGUGCAUCCAAGUUGACCGCCCUGCGGCUGCGGCUAGAUGAAUCCCAGAAGGUGCUACUCAAGGAGCGAGAGGAUAAACUGGCACUGAGCAGGAACAUUGAGAAGCUGGAAGGGGAGCUCAGCCAGUGGAAGAUCAAGUAUGAGGAGCUGAACAAGACCAAGCAGGAGAUGCUCAAGCAACUCAGCAUCCUGAAGGAGGCCCACCAGGACGAGCUGGGUCGCAUGUCCGAAGACCUGGAGGACGAGCUGGGUGCGCGGUCCAGCAUGGACAGGAAGAUGGCCGAGCUGAGGGGUGAGAUGGAGCGGCUGCAGGCGGAGAACGCAGCCGAGUGGGGUCGCCGUGAGAGGCUGGAGACCGAGAAGCUGGGCCUGGAACGGGAAAACAAGAAGCUGCGGGCGCAGGUCGGGGACCUGGAGGAGGCACUGGCCCGGCGGCGGAGGCAGACAGCCAGCGCGCUGGACUGUGACCUGCGGGCCAGCCAGGCUGCGCUUUUCGAGAAGAACAAGGAGCUGGCAGACCUGAAGCACGUGCACGGCAAGCUGAAGAAACAGUUCCAGGAGAAGGUGGCAGAGCUGGCACACGCCAACCGGCGGGUGGAACAGCACGAGGCAGAGGUGAAGAAGCUGCGGCUGCGGGUGGAGGAGCUCAAGAAGGAGCUGGCCCAGGCCGAGGACGAGCUGGACGAGGCCCACAACCAGGCACGGAAGCUGCAGCGGUCGCUGGACGAGCAGACGGAGCAGAGCGAGAACCUACAAGUGCAGCUGGAACAUCUGCAGUCCAGGCUCCGAAGGCAGCAGCAGAACGCCCCCCUCUUCGGGAAGAUCCGAAGCGCUCGCUUCGGCACCGAGGAAGCCGGGGACGGAGCCAGCGACCUGGAUGAGGAUGAGGACCUGCAGAUCCAGGUGGCCUAGAGCUCCCAGGGCCAGACAGGACUGGCCCGUGGCCACAGGCCCCUGGGUGCCUAGGCGGACCGGCCGCUCGGACUGGUGCAGUCACCCGUGUUCCCCGCCACGGCUGACUUCCUCCUCUCCCAGGGUGGGGGUCGACCGUCCCACCCUAGCAACACCUCUUGGAAGGGAAGCCAUCACCUGUGUUUUAUUCAUGUAUAUUUUAUGUAUGUGCGCGGGGUCCUUGGACCCGUCUGAUGUUAUAAAAACAGGACUGCUCCCGGGCCCGCUCUCCACACCCCCAUCCACCCAGGACCUUCAUGCAGGGGCGAGGGGGAUGGCAAGGGGGGCUGUUGGGGCCUCGACCCAGGCUGCCUCUUUGAAGCUUGGGGGUCAGGUGGAGCUGUUUAUAGUACAAUGUGAUAAACUCAGCCUUUUGUAAUAAACCGAGUUUGGGUUCUCAGGCAGAGUCCUGAGAGUGUGGCAGAUGUGGGCAGCUGGUAUAGGGGACAGCACCAGCCUGCACCUGACACCUAUCCCUAGCUCAGGAAUGUCAGGUUACAUAAUGAAUGACUGAAUAUACAAAAGAAUGAAUGAAUGAACAUCUGAGCUGCUAAAUGGUCGGGAAUCCGGCUCCCAUGAGGGGAAGGAAGAGGUACAGUGUGUGUCUAAUCUGAGAAGAAGAGACUUCCAUUCUGCUCCGGAUGGAUUCAGAUCUCUGCCUCUGCCCCUUCCUGGCUGUGCAACCAUGGGGAAGUACCUGACCUCUCUGAGCCUCAGUUUCUCCAUCUGUAAAUUAGACAUCUCAUACAGCUAUCGUGAGAAUAAGAUGAGUUCAUCUGGAGCUCAGUAAAGGUUAGUUCUUAUUGAAAUACGUGAAGGUAUGCGCCAGAGAGGGGGGAUUUGCCCACUGGGUUCUGCCGCAUGGGAUGAAGUUCAGGUGACCAGAGGUAGGUGUAAACACAAUAAAUAAUAAAUCCUUGUAUCUUUACCCCAGCCCUGCUCUAGGUAAUGAAAUUGCAGGUAGUUUCCAUGUUAUUUUUGAUACUUAAUGUCUAAACCCUCUAUAACCAGCAGAUUUACGUUAAAUCUGGUAGAAACUUACUCAAAACACAAUAGCAUACAUUUUUGAAUCUGCAAGUCUAGGUGGCAUUGAGACACCUGCCCUUGGAUGAAUUCUCAGCAGCAGGCCUGCUUUCUGCAGAAAGAGGCUCCGUCAACAUUGUGUUUUAGCAGGCAGAAGGGGUGAGUUCCCUGUGCUCAGGGGGUAUGCAAGGAGCAGUUGUGGCUCUGAGCAGGGGCCUGGCACCAAAGAGGAGUUCGCUUCAAUUGGGAAAGAGACUCUGUGGCUGUGGUGGGGAGCUGCACCCCGUGCUUUCUCUCUUGUGGCCCAGUCUGAGGGGGCCCCCAAGGCCCCAGUGCUGGGCCCUAAGGGGUGUCAGGAGCCCAGCUGGUGACCAGUGACCUAGCAGUGCUGGUGAGGUGGGAUUUGCUAUCAUGGCCGAGAGGCCUCAGGUUCCCUCCUGGGCUCCAAGGGCAAAGGAAGGAGUGGGUGAGACCCAGCCAUGGGGACCCCCCCUCCCUCCACCAUGGGUCUUUCCCCACAGGCCAGAGCCAGCGGAAAAAGCGCUGUGGGGAGAAGGGAAGAAGACCCAUUUCCUGCUGGGGCCUUUCUGUUUUCUCUCCCAAACAGGAAGUCAGUCCCAGAAGGGGCUGAAAUGCUGCCUGCCCUUUGACCCCCAGGAGCCAGGCCGUCACUGACAGCAGCCCUGAGAGCCGCCUCCCCAGGCCCUGGGCAGACCCGCAGGCAAGGCCGGCUUCCCCAGACUCCCUGGCACCCCUGGAGAGAGUGUUGAGCAGGGACCCCAUUCCAGCCCGUCUGCGGGCAGGGCCGCUCCCGAGAACGGCAGUGAGGAGAGGGUCUGGCCUCCCCCAUCAGCCUCCAAGGGAAGAUCAAAGUCUCGGGGGGGGGGGGGGGCAGACGCGGAACUGGAAGAUUCUCCAGGCCUGGAAUGUGCUGCCUCCCUGCUCGCAGUCUGUUCGUCCUGUGUUCGCGGUAGUGGCGGCAGCAGCUUUGGCUCACGUGAUACUUUGAAAACUGUAUUAAAUGCAUUGCUAACAUGAGCAAUGGGAAGCUU